Molecule: messenger RNA, 2182 nt
Organism: Paramormyrops kingsleyae
Lineage: Eukaryota; Metazoa; Chordata; Actinopteri; Osteoglossiformes; Mormyridae
Gene: sema7a
Product: semaphorin 7A (JohnMiltonHagen blood group)
Biological process (GO): positive regulation of cell migration; neural crest cell migration; axon guidance
Cellular component (GO): plasma membrane; external side of plasma membrane
Molecular function (GO): semaphorin receptor binding; integrin binding; chemorepellent activity
Source: RefSeq, a predicted model, not a curated record
CUACAUAUUUAGCAAGACCAGCGCAGGGUCACAGAUCUCUCUCCACGUCGCGUCAGCUGCAGACCCACCAUCUGUCCUGCGUAUCUAAGGCUGUACUAAAUUAUGUUAUUACUAAAUUAAAUUUUGGUAGAUAUCAUGAAGGAAGUCACAUUGACUUUUCUCUCUCUUUUUAUCUCACGUUUUUGUGCUUCUUUCACGAAUUAUGAACCCAGACUCACCUUGCAUCAAGACAGUGAAGACAGAGUGCGGUAUAAUGGAACACAUAACACAGUGUUAUUUCAUGAAGAGGGAUCUGAUGAUAUAUAUAUUGGAGCAAAGCACCUGGUUUUAAGGAUAAGCUUAGAGAAGAAGCUCAUUAUGCAGUACUUUUCACUUUGCCCCAGGGAUGGACAAAAUUGGAAUGAGAUUUCUUGCAGCUACAUGACUACCGUUAUCCAGCAGUUUGAGGAUAGCCUGUUUCUAUGUGGUACUGAUGGACACACGCCUCAAUGUUGGAAGCUGUACCCUCCUGCGGAAAAUCAAACUAGUGCUAUUUCUGCGGGUUUCAGCGGUAGAGGGAUUUCACCGUAUUUCGUGUCUCAAAACCUCCUAACACUCGCAGCCGAUGGGGACCUGUAUGCCGCAGCCCCUCUGUACAGCGACGGCAGCCUGUUGCAGUUCCGUAGAAACCGUGGGAAAAGGAAGAAUACCUGGAUGUAUGAAAAAUGGGUGCUGGAACCUACUUUUAUAUCUGCUGCCUGGAUUAAACGCAAGGAUGACCCAGAAAAUGAGAAGAUAUAUAUUUUCUUUCGUGAGAAGAACUCUGACAGCAACCCAGAAGCUGACCCAUGGAUCUCAAGAAUUGCUCAAGUGUGCAAGGUGGAUGAAGGUGGGCCGAAGAGGUUCUUUCAGAAUACUUGGACAUCAUUCCUUAAGGCCCGGCUCAUGUGUGGGAUCCCAGAGGAAUCCUUGUACUUCAACCGUCUGCAGGAUGUUUUUGUACAAGAGGCUGAUGACUGGAGGGACAGGCGGGUCUUUGUACUUUUCACAAGCAGUUGGAACUCCUCUGCUGUUUGUAUAUAUUCGCUAUCUGACAUCGCCAGAGUCUUUCAGAAUUCCAGUUUCAAGGACUUUCAUGAGAACAUUCCAAAUCCAAGACCGGGAAUGUGUGUGGCAGACAGCAGGAAACUUCCAGGGGAAACCCUCAGUGUCGUUAAAGACCAUGCGGAGAUGGAUGACUGGAUCCAGCCAAUGAACAAACAAAGGCCCUUUUACAUCAGCAGUCUGAAUUAUACAAAGAUUGCUGUUGACAGAGUCAUGGGGACGAACCGUGAACUGUACAAUGUGCUGUUCCUUGCAACAGAAAACCGUAUUCACAAAGUCUUAGAGCAUAACUCCAAACCCUUUAUAAUCUCAGAAACAUUGCUUCCAAACCGCAUGGGACAUAUUCAGACUAUACAACUUGAUUCUAAGAAGAGGAAACUCUUGGUAGGGUUACCGGAUGAGCUGGCGCUGGUGGACCUGCAGAGCUGUCAGAAUUACAACCAGUCUUGUGAAGACUGUGUUUUGGCUCGAGACCCUUACUGCGCAUGGGCUGAGGCUGGGUGCAGGCCUGUCGACAACACUGAAUGGGGAGGCAUUCAGGAUGUUGCUGGUGGUAUAACAGAAAUUUGUAAAGGUUCAAAGACACGUCGAAAGAAACGUGACACACCAGAGAUGUUGUCAUGUGAUGUACCCCAGACCACUUACUCUGUUCUGUUGGAUUUGCCCUUUUACCUCUCCUGCCCCAUACACUCGCAUCAUGCUACAUACGUCUGGGAGCACAGCAACCAGAGCAGCAAGUGCCAGCAGGAUCAGUCUACCUGUUUGCACCUUAUCACUGCCGUGAAGGAAGAUAGUUAUGGAACAUAUGAAUGUUAUUCUGAGGAACGGGAUUAUACCCAAUGUGUAAAAGCCUAUAAGUUAGUCCCCAAAUUAGACAACACAGCCACGUCUAUUUCAGCACAGGGGGCUGCCAUGGCUUUUACUGUGUCAUUAAUUUCCGCGCUCUGCCUCUAAAGAUCAUUUCUUAUCACAGUUAGAUGAGGGCCCAUGCAGGCAAAUUACAGGCAUCUCUUCCCUUAUUCCUAAGAGCUUUUACCUGGGUCUUGUUCUAGUUUCAAACUACAAAAGCCCUGGCUGAUUAAACAUUAAUUCCGAAGGA